AUGUUAUCAGAUACAAUACCAACAUCCAGAAAUAAUAUUAAUGAAAAUUAUACAAAUAAUCAAUUGUCCAUAUCACCAGAUGAUAAAGAAUUAAAUGAACAUGACCGAGCACGUAUAAAAGAAUUUGGUCAAUUAUUUAAUCGACAUAGUUCAAUAAAUCGAGAAUUACUUGAAGAACUUUUUCGUAAAGAACCAUCUGAGUAUACACCAACAGUUUAUCGUUAUGCAAGUCGAAUAUAUCAUUGUUUAAAAGAAGAUCAAAUAAAUCCUGUUUUAAAAGCAUUAUCAAAUACAAAAGAAGAACAAGUACAAGCUAAAAAAACUACACUUGAUGUACCAAAAAUUGAUUACGCAAGUGAUAAACAAAAACGACGUACACUCAAAUUAGCUUUUUCUGUUUUACGAUAUCAAAAAAUAAUUGAAGAACUUUUAGACGAAACUCAAUUUUUUUCAAAUUAUCCUGAAAUAAAAGAUGAGUUAAGUCUUGUUUCAACUAUUCUUUAUGAUUAUUUAAGUCGUAAAUUUCAACCACGUGAUGAUCCUAUUGAUGUUGAUGAUAAAGAAGAUUUAACAAAUAAUGAUGAAUUAGUUUCACAUAUUGAAACAGCUAUUUUACAAGAACGAACUCGACUUGCUGCAGCUUUAGCUCGUAAUAGAAUUAAAUCUCAAGCAUUAUCAAUUGAAGAUUUAUUACCUGAAAAUGUACGUGAAGUUCAACAACAUUCAGCUGAAUUACCAGUUUAUGCUUGGGUUAAUUUAAUUAAAACUGAUAUGGAAACUAUUCUAAACGUUUUUGAAAAUGAUGAACAAAUGAAACGUGCUAAAAAUUCAACUCAUAUAGAUAAACGAACAUUCUAUGUUGAUUAUCAUUGUUCAAAUUUACUUGUAUUUCAUUAUACGCAAAAACAACGUAUUGCUAAUCAUUAUCUUGUUCGAGAUCAUCUGUUAUAUUUACAAGAUAAAUCAAGUUGUAUUGCAGCACAUUCACUAAGAAAAUUAAUAACAAGAAAAGAUAAUAUUUGUUUAGCAUAUGUUAGUGGAGGUUUAUUUCUUCAAUUAUUACUUGUACUUACAGAUGACCUUGAAUCAAAAAUUUAUGCCUUUGGUGCUCGUUCGGAUGAAAAUAUUCGAGACAUUCAAGCUAAAAUAAAAUCAUUAGGAGCUUCAGAAAAACGUGUAAAAAUAUUUAAAGAUCGUUUUAUUGAUAUUAACUUUGAUGAAGUUAAUAUGGAAAAUUGUAAAGUUAUUUUAUGUAAUCCACCUGAUUCUCGUUCUGCUCUUAUACAACCACUUGACUUUUUAUAUAAUGAAGGCGAAGAUGUAACUUUACUUAAACAAUUUUCUCAACCAACAGAAAAUAAAGGUUAUGUUAGAGAAUGUAUACAACGUGAAUCAGCUUAUAUGCGACAAGCAGUUCGAUAUAAUUUAGCAAAAGCGAUUGUUUAUGUAACAUUUUCAAAAAAUCGAUCUGAAAAUGAUGAUAUUGUUCAUGCAACAAUUAACGAACAAAGUGAAAAUCGUACACAACAAAGAAAAGAUAUUGGUAGUUACAAAAUAUCACCACCGGUCCUUCCAAUUCAAUUUGGUGGUCGAAAUGAACAUAUGUCUGUUCUUCGUCAGGGAAUUUUUAUACAAUUUGAAUCAUCACAAAAAAUGAAUGGUGUUUUUGUUGCUGUUUUAAUACGUGAACGAGAAAGACGUCGUUCAAAUAUACUGAAAAAGAAGACUGAUGAUCAUGAUUCUGAUGUUGAUAAUGAGAAUAAAUCAAAAAAAGAUCGACAAGGUUUUCAAUUUGAAACUGAAGCACGUGCUACUCAACGUCGACAACAUCAACAACCACAAACAGUUAAAACUCAGCGUAAAAGUAUAACAACAACAUCACCUAAUCGACGUUCAAAAUCAACUGCAGCAAUAACACGUGAUAUCGCUCAUACAUCAUCAACAACACAAUUUGAAUCAAAAUCUAUUCAACAGACUGAACCAGUUCAUACUGAACCGAAACCAUUGACACUUUCAGAACGAUUAGCAUCAAUUGGACGUAUUACAAGUACAUUAAAUACAACUGAUGAUGACACGCCAAUAGAACACGAGUCAAGAGAUUCUCAUGAUCUACCUUUUCAAUCCUUAAAUUGCCAUCUGAAUACUACAAAUUAUAAAACUGAGAAAGUUUUACAACCAUCAUUAUCUAAUAUUUCUAUUCUUCAUGUCAUACCCACAUUCUCUUCAAACAAUGAAGUUCAUGAAAUUACUCGACAAUAUUCAUAUCGAGAAUCAUUAACAAAACGUUAUCGAAAUAAUCAUACACAUCAAAAUAUUCCUAUAAAACAAUGCAAAAUUAAUUUAGAAAAUUCCAAAGAAGUUCUACAACGUUGUCGAAGUUGUAAACUUAGUUAUCAAUCUGUAUGCAAGCAUUAUGACAAUGAAAUUAAUAUUGAUUAUUUUAUUCAAAGAAUUAAAUUGAAAUCAAGUAUUCAAGAACGAAUACGAAAAAAAAUUUAA
This is a messenger RNA of Adineta steineri, 2499 nucleotides long. The record is from the annotation of a GenBank genome assembly. NCBI's taxonomy places the organism in Eukaryota, Metazoa, Rotifera, Eurotatoria, Adinetida, Adinetidae.